UCCUGAUGUCCGGAAGUCCGAACAUUUCUGUCAUUAAGUUACUGCGUCAGGAGAAGUCCGCUUCAGCAGCGCUUUUGCGAGGUAACGCGGGUCGGGUAAGGCCAUGUAUCAGACAGUGGGAGCAGUGAUCGCUCAGCUUCUCUUCUGGCUGCUGUGCGCUGGUUUCAUUGCGUUUAUUGGGUAUUCUCUGUAUGUCUGGUAUAUUCACAAGAAAUAUGACCACAUUCCCGGACCACCAAGAGACAAUUUUUUCCUGGGACACAUUCCUACCUUUGUGAAAGAAACAAACUCGGGGCGUGUCGUACACGACACAUUUCUCCAAUGGGCUGAGAUGUAUGGUCCAGUCUACAGAAUCAACAGCUUCCAUAGUGUAGCACUAGUGGUCACCUGCCCAGAGGCUACAAAGGAGUUUUUAAUGUCCCCCAAGUAUUCCAAAGAUCCAUUUGUCUACAAACGUCUGUUCCACUUGUUUGGAAAAAGGUUCUUGGGAAAUGGACUAAUCACUGCUAUGAACCAUGACCUCUGGUACAAACAACGCAGGAUCAUGGAUCCAGCUUUCAGCAGCUCUUACCUGCGAGGAUUAAUGGGAACAUUCAACGAGAGGGCAGAAUGUCUCAUGGAUAGACUGGGGGAGAUAGCAGAAGAGCAGACAACUGCCAACAUGCACAAAUUGGUCAAUUCUGUCACCCUGGAUGUAAUUUGCAAGGUUGCUUUUGGUGUUGAUUUGGACUUGCUGAAGAACCAUGACUCCCCGUUCCCGAAUGCCAUAGAACUUUGUUUGCAGGGCAUGAUUUAUUAUAUUAGAGAUCCAUUCUUUACUCUCUUCCCCAAGAACAAAAAGAAAGUGCAGGAUAUAAAAGAUGCAGUUGAGCUCUUACGUAAAACUGGAGAUCAGUGGAUAAAUCAGAGAAAGAGUGCAGUGGAACGCGGUGAAGACGUCCCCAAAGACAUUCUUACCCAGAUUCUCAAAACGGCUGAUGAGCUUAAAGCUUUUAAUGAGGAAGACAACGAAGUGAUGCUUGACAAUUUUGUCACUUUCUUUAUAGCAGGGCAGGAAACAACAGCCAAUCAGCUUUCAUUUGCCAUAAUGGAGCUUGGAAGGCAUCCUGAAAUAUUACAAAAGGCAAAAGAAGAGGUGGAUGAGGUUAUUGGGACCAAACAUGAAAUUCUAUAUGAUGAUCUUGGAAAACUUACUUACUUGUCUCAGGUUUUAAAGGAAACACUCCGCCUAUACGCCACCGCUCCAGGCACCUCUCGCUGGCUCCACGAAGACUCUGUUAUCAGUGGAUUUAAAAUCCCAGCAGGAUGUGCAGUUCUUUUGAGUUCUUAUAUCUCAUCUCGGAUGGACAAAUUCUUCAAAGAUCCACUGAAAUUUGAUCCAGAAAGAUUUAAUCCAACUGCCACAAAACCAUAUUUCUGCUACUACCCAUUUGCCCUUGGCCCACGGUCCUGUCUUGGACAGGUUUUUUCACAAAUGGAGGCAAAAGUCGUGCUGGCCAAACUUCUUCAGAGAUUCGAAUUCACUCUUGAGCCUGGACAGUCCUUUAGGGUAAAGGAUACGGGAACUCUUCGUCCUGAAAGUGGAGUGCUGUGCAAAAUCAACCACCGAACUUAGAGCCAGCCCUAAGUGUUAUAACCAUACACUGUACCUAAUCUUCUUUACUAUAAGGCAAUAAGAGCCUAUUUACUUCAUAUAUGUGAUAUGGAACCAUAUAAUCACAGACAUUACAACACCAACAAAAUGGAUGGUAGUAUUAUUUUUUGAAAUUACCACAGAUACCACAGACGUCUCUUGAUGUUAUUAGUUUUUAUAGGUGGAGGGGGUGAUUGAAAGUUGAUGUUGGUUUUCUAUUAUUCUGUUAUGUGAAUUAAACAUAAUUGUACAGAUUUAAA
This is a messenger RNA of Astyanax mexicanus (Mexican tetra), 1893 nucleotides long. Its product is annotated as cholesterol 24-hydroxylase. The record is from RefSeq and is a predicted model, not a curated record. The coding region runs from base 104 to 1615 and encodes 503 amino acids. Gene Ontology annotation, biological process: cholesterol catabolic process. The transcript is spliced from 15 exons. Gene Ontology annotation, molecular function: cholesterol 24-hydroxylase activity; iron ion binding; heme binding. NCBI's taxonomy places the organism in Eukaryota, Metazoa, Chordata, Actinopteri, Characiformes, Acestrorhamphidae.